AUGGCAAAAGAUGGUAAUAGGAAGGACAACAAGGAGGUUGCUGCUCAAGUUGACGUCGGAAGGUAUCUCCACCUCGCCUCUGGAUUAGGGCACGACCUCGUCGUGUCGCUCUUGCUCGAGCAUGGCGCCGACCCCAACAUCGAUACGGACGGCGACGGUAUGACUCCCCUCUUGUUGGCAGCUAAGGAAGGCCAUGUUCGUGUGGUAGUAGCCCUGCUAUCUGAUGCUCGGGUCGAUGUCGGACAACGACACGGCGCGGGCGGUCGCUCGGCCCUUGACUUGGCGGCGAUUGGAGGGCACGCCGAUGUCAUUUCGGCGAUUGUCGAGCGACAGCCGGACGUCCUUGACUCGACGUCUGAUGAUACUGGGUUUUCCGCCUUACACCACGCAGCUAAUCACGACGCGGUGCAUUCCAUCGAUGCCCUCGUAAAAGCCGGAGCGAACCUCGAGAACCGAGACGCCGAAGGUUGCACACCCCUCCGUGUCGCCGCUGGUUGUGCGUCUGAGGCCGCCUUGCUAGCCCUACUUCGACACGGCGCUGACAAAGAGAGUACGGGAGUGGACGGGCUAACCCCACUGCAGGAUGCGAUGGAGAAUGACCUCUGGGGAAUAGCAACUGCACUAAUGGCCGCCGGUGCGGAUGUCAACGUUCGGCGCGGGUCAAAUGGGUACUCCCCGCUAGAUUGUGCCGUCCGGAGUGGUGGCAUGGACCUCACGCGCCAGGUGUUGCAGCGCGGCGCGAUUGCAACGGAGUCAGCUUCAGAUGGAUGCACAGCAUUGCAUUGGGCAGGAUGGAACAUGAACGCAUCCGCAGUCGACCUCCUGGUAGGAGCCGGCGCCGACCUGGAGGCAAAGCUUGCAGACGAGGAAGUCACUCCUCUCCAUCUCGCUGCGCGGCAGGCCGGGAAUGCAGCUGUGAUCGAGGCCCUUGCAAGGCACGGUGCCGAUGUUCAUGCUCAAGAAACUCCAUCGGGGCAGACACCUUUGCAUAACGCUGCUCAAAACUGCACUACCGAAUCUUCCUGGGAGACGGUGGACGCGCUGUUGAAGGCCGGGGCCGACGAGACUAGACUGGAUUGUCAAGGCCAAACUCCCCUAGAUGUUCUCGAAGCCAGGAUUGCUGUUGGCGAUGUUGUGGGUGCGAACGCGGCCGAGCACACCCGAAGCAUGCUGGUGAAUGCCCCGAAGGACAGGGCGCAGAGGGCGUGGAGUCGACGAUCUUUCUUCGUGAUGUGUCGCGCUCACCCCAACAGGGCGCGGCUGACUGUUGUCGAUGGCACUACAACUAGCCCCAGUGCGAAGAAGUUGGCAACAGAAGCUACAGCGGUUGGUAGCGGGUGGCGGGGGACCAACUGGGACAGCCGUGCGGAUAUUUUCCAGCGUGCGAUGAGGAGCUUGAUGCUGCUGAAGGAGGAUGGACUAUUCCGGAAGAUCGUGGCGUUCCUGUGAACGAUGAAUCUGCGGGUGAGAGCGGCGCCUUUGAUGAAUCACAUGAGUUCCCCGCCCUUCCUCGAUUGUGCAGCAGUUUCCUCUCUUCUGCGCCCUCGCCUUCUUACAGUGGUUUGCGGCCAUCUGUUGUGUCGGAUUUGCUGUUGCGUGGGUGGGGAGCGACAGGAGACGGAGUGUUGAUAUACUCGUGUGGUUGUGCCUCUGUCUUGAUUUUGCGAACACCUUGGUAUGUUUUUAGUGGCUGGAUGGCCUUGGGGUGAUCCGUUGUACAGCGAGCGUGGUAUUUGUUCGUUUUUUGUUCGCGGGGAUCUUCCAGUCAAAAACACACGAGCUUUGUGAGCUGUUGAGCAUCCUAACAAAUCACAACCAGCAGCGGGCACCUGACUGCGGGCUGGUCCUGCUGCCUGCUUUUGGCUCGUCUUUCCUCACCCCUUGACGGAUGACGCUGCUGUCCACUCCUUGACCCACUCCGGAGGGAUCCCUUGUAUUUCCGUAAAUAUCCUGUUCAUCUCUCCUAUGAACCAAGUGUACCCGCACACACACGUCUUGCGUGCUUUCCUCUCUUGAGUUUUUGCUAUGGCCUCCCGGAGUUGUUUCGUAGGAACACCUGUCGACUGUCGCCGCACGUGUAUCUCAACACGCUUUUUACCAGAACAAGUAAACCACGUUUCACGAUGCGCGAAAUAGAAGUGGUUCCCUCUGUCGGCGUUGUUGUCUUGGUGGAGCGGGCGUCGUUUCUGCCCAGGACUAAACGAUCAACUCCCAGGGAAGUUCUACCUACAUCGACUGCAACUCUACUGCUGUGCUGACCGCCGCCUGUUCAUUUGCCUCGAUGACAUACUCCAUUGCUGUAAAUCAGUAUCACUCCUAACGUACUAUCCUAUGUAGCCCCCACCCCUUCAACUUGUUUCACCUACACGAAGAACAAGAUAACAUUGUUGACUUCAAAAUGAGCGGGAAACAACCACACUCAAAUCUACAUGCAGUACAACUCCAACUGUUGAAACUCAAAAAAAUUAAAAAAAAAAGUUUUGGUGCGUGUACAUGUACAACACAGUCCCACAGCUGUACAUACUGUAGUCUAUAUUCAAGUCGCCUCAAACAGCAGCUAAGUACUUUCUAAAAACAGCAAGUUGUCAAACGACACUACGCCAUUUUCCCUGUGAAGGCAACAUUCCACAUAAAAUUAAGAAUGUAUCCGCCUACAUAGAUAGAUGCUUUUGUCGUUAGCUCCAACUGGCAUUACUGAUGACUCAGUGAGAAACAAAUAUACACACAGAAAGACUACCCGUUCGAGGUAUAACUACACUCGAAGGGGAUGUGUUGAAGUCUUUACAGUGAGUAGAGGAAAACCAGCUGGGUACUUGACUUAUUUCGAGUUUGUUUAAGCCUAUACACUGAUGAUUUAUAUCAGUGAUACCAGUUGGUGCUUAGCACAAAAACAUCUGCGUAGGUACAUUUACAUGUGGCCUGCACAGGGAACACGGCGCAAUAUGUCAUGUUGACAGUAGUUGCUGGUUUAAUUUAGAAAAAUACAUAUAUUAGGAAAAACAAAUAUGCACACAGAAAGACUACCCGUUAAACACAUAAAAGCUCCCUGUUCGAGCGAAAUUCAUAGUCGUUCGAGGGGGGCUUUUUACAGCAGUAUUUAGGAAAAACAAGUAUACGUGCAGAAAGGCUACAGCAGUAUGCAAUAACCGACAUACGUUAGUUUAUCUAUUUACUACAAAGUACUGACUAUUACAGCAGUAGUUGUUGUACCUAUUUGAAAAAACAAAUAUACAUUAGUCUAAUUAUUUAUUUUAU
This is a messenger RNA of Ectocarpus sp. CCAP 1310/34, 3255 nucleotides long. NCBI's taxonomy places the organism in Eukaryota, Phaeophyceae, Ectocarpales, Ectocarpaceae. The record is from the annotation of a GenBank genome assembly.